GAGGGACCUAGGCGGGUUCUGCGCGCAGAGCUAGCUGGGUAAGGCCAAGAUGGUUGCGUCUGCUUAGUACCCGUGUGAGGCCGGCGUCCACGAUUCUGGCCAUCUCCUUGAAAGCCACGUCUGACCUUGCCGUUGUGCUCGUGCAGUGUGCUUUUGUAGGGAAGAGACGACAGCAAUGGCAGGCAGCCUCUCCAGGGGGGCAAGCAGGGGCUUAUGGGGCUGGGUGCCCCUGGCCUGCAGAAGCUUCUCUCUGGGUGUUUCUCGGUUGUACCGUGUAAGGCUCACCCUCCCGCCCACUAAAGUGGUUGAUCGUUGGAGCGAGAAGAGGGCCAUGUUUGGGGUGUAUGACAACAUCGGGAUCCUGGGAAACUUUGAAAAACACCCCAAAGAGCUAAUCAAGGGCCCCAGAUGGCUUCGGGGGUGGAAGGGGAAUGAAUUGCAGCGUUGUAUCCGAAAGAAGAAAAUGGUUGGAAAUCGGAUGUUCCUUGACGACCUGCACAAACUUAAAAAGCGCAUCAGCUAUCUCUACAAACACUUUAACCGACAUGGAAAGUACAGAUAGAAGAGAAAUCUGGGAACCGUGGAGGAGGCACACAGAUCACCCAGGAGAAGGGGAACAGUACUUUUCCUUAUGAGGAAAGGAAUUUGUAUGCUCUCUAAUAAAAUGGGGCUCUUCGGAAUCUCUUAUCCACACAUUUUACUUUAACUCAAAUAUGUUGAUUGCAGAAGUCUGACUCAUCCCUAAUUCUUACAAUCUUGGGUUUGGACUUCACCACUUGCCCUUUGCAGUCUAGCCAUACUUAUGGCCUUUAAAAAAGAAAAUAGUUACUGGCACUUUUUGACAUUUGGCCCUUCGUAUUUUGAAAGUGGUAAUAUUAAUUGCCCUGUAAUACUGUUAUGUUAAAUAUUUUUUGAAAAACCCUUACACAAUAAGAAUAAAAUAUAAGUGGAAUUGCACUUCACUAUUCUCAUCAAACAAUACUUACUGGGUACUUUUUCUGACCUGAGAACUGUAGAAAAAACAAAGUGUAGCAGAUUUAAUGCUUUUGUAGUUAGGGGUACAAAGUUAUGUUUUUACAUGUGCACUUUAAUAUGAGGCAUUAAGUAUUGUGUAAGUGGUUUGCAUGGGUGAUUCCUAAGCCUGACUGAUCAUCAGAAUCAUCUCAGUAAUUUAAUUCAAUUUCACACAAUUUCAAAAGUCUGGUCCCUAACUCCAAGUGAUCUGUAGAUCCAAGCUGAGCUGAGUCUUGCACAUCUGUGUUUUUUGUUUGUGUGUGUGUAAUACUUAAAAAAAAAAAAUGCAUAUAUAGUGCAAAAUUUUAAAAUUAUGAAAGGGUAAUUGGAUAAAAAAUUCCCAGCCUGUU
Molecule: messenger RNA, 1364 nt
Organism: Manis javanica (Malayan pangolin)
Lineage: Eukaryota; Metazoa; Chordata; Mammalia; Pholidota; Manidae
Gene: MRPL51
Product: mitochondrial ribosomal protein L51
Biological process (GO): translation
Cellular component (GO): mitochondrial large ribosomal subunit
Molecular function (GO): structural constituent of ribosome
Source: RefSeq, a predicted model, not a curated record